Molecule: messenger RNA, 862 nt
Organism: Kockovaella imperatae
Lineage: Eukaryota; Fungi; Basidiomycota; Tremellomycetes; Tremellales; Cuniculitremaceae
Exons: 1
Coding region: 137-862 (241 amino acids)
Source: RefSeq, a predicted model, not a curated record
CCACAAACCAAAUAUCACACGUUCCCCAUUUCGCUCUACUUGACAUCGACACAGACUACUUAUUUCGACCGUCUGUAUUCUCCAUCAUUGAUCGCAACGUCUCCGCAAGACAUCCUACGAAACUCCUACCAGUAGCAUGAGUGAAAUGACACCCUUCUCGGCAGCUUCGGCCAGCCAUGUGUCCAUUCCAGUGACUUUGAAGGUCGAUGAAUCCGAUCCAAUAGCCGGGGCGGAUGAGAACGCUCGACAGGAAUUGUGCAAAUCGAUCUUCUUGGGAGCUGUCCCAUGUACUGUGGCAACGAAUCAUGGCCAACAAUGGUUCGUAGAAGCGACACUUCCUCAGAGUCGAACAUUCCAUGGAACAGACGCUGAAGCGGACGAUGGGAUGUUUGAUUAUCGAUAUAACUUCGGUGCCACUGUAUCCGACAUCUGUCAUCAGACAGACAGGGCUCUCGUUGAUCGUAUUCAUGCACUUUCGACUCAGAAUAAGAUCUCCGUGUACGCCAAGUUGGUGGAUUUUACUCCUGCAACAGAUACAGAGCCUGGAUAUAUUCUGCCACAAGCGGACGUCAGCGUCCAGUUGAGUCAGAAUGCUGAUGACGAAGUGCAAAUCCAAUCAAGUCCUGGCCAAAGAUUCAUCGCCAGCAACUCAAGGUGGACCCUCAGCGUGGUUCCAUCAUCGAUCUCAGAUGAUCUCGGCUUGGAGGAGGCAGACAGGGCGCGCCUCCAAGCCUUUACAUGGGAUGGUCUCGGCACCAUCAUGGUCGGCCUCGAAGGGACAGACAGAGUGCCAUUGGACAUGGACGUGUCUGACGCCGGAUCGGCGGAUCAACUGCAGAGGAAACGUCAGAGGACAGAGUGA